GCAUGAAACAGCAAAACCUGACGGUAACAAAUGUCGCUACAACACCAGUUCUGUCUGUUGAAGCAUGUCAGAGUCUCACAGCGCCAUCUGCCGGUGAGGCGUACGUUUACAGCGGAAAAGGGAGCAAGGGUGGGGCCAGGAAAUGAAAUACUCGCAAUCUUUCUCCCCAUUGGUUAGUCUCCCACCUUAUGAAAACAUUUUCUCGUAACGCCAUUGGCUCUUGCACUCAACGAUUUGUAUUUGAUUGGUUGAAAACGAUACGGUUUGCAUCAGCUGAGGUGUCGACGAUUCUGUUGGUUCCCGGUGCUGUGAGUAGAAGGACCGAAGGGGCCGGGCCCACACUGGAAAGAAAUGGCGAGCAUGGUCACCGAGAACGGGUGUGGAGUAGCAGCGGAGACCGCACAGCCGCAGGGACCGGGUCAUGGCACGGUCAGAUGGGGUCCACAGCACGCCGGUGCCCGAGAACUGGCUAGCCUGUACUCGCCAGGCAAAAGAUGUCAAGAAUGGAUCAGUGUCGUCCUGUGCUUCUCUCUCAUGGCCUUCAACUUUAUUCACCUUCUUGCCAAUUUCCAUCUGGGACAUGUGUGGUACCUACAGUUGGGCAUUGUGGCCGGAAUACUCACGGCUGACUUCGCGUCAGGAUUUGUACACUGGGGGGCUGACACGUGGGGUUCAGUGGAUCUACCCAUCUUUGGAAAGGCUUUUAUACGCCCAUUCAGAGAGCACCACAUCGACCCCACAGCCAUCACCCGUCACGACUUCAUCGAGACCAACGGUGACAACUGCAUGCUAACAAUAUUCCCUCUUGCAAACAUGGCCUUCAACUUUUUCACCCUGUCCCCUGCGGAGAUUUACCAUAUCUACCCAUGGUACUGCUACCUGUACGCACUGGCCAUCUUUGUGACCCUCACCAACCAGAUUCACAAGUGGUCGCACACGUACUUUGGCCUUCCUCGCUGGGUGGUGUUCCUGCAGAACUGCCACAUCAUCCUUCCUCGCAAGCACCACCGCGUCCAUCACGUCUCCCCUCAUGAGACGUACUUCUGCAUCACCACAGGUUGGCUAAACUACCCUCUGGAGAAGCUGGGUUUCUGGAGAACCUUGGAGGACCUCAUUCAGGGCGUGACAGGAGAGAAACCCAGGGCAGAUGACUUAAAAUGGGCUAAGAAAGUGAAUUAACACUGAAGGCUAACUGCAUCCUACCUCAGAAACCUCUGGCUCUGCCCAGGCUUCUCGUCCCAUUUUCUUGGCUCAUUUAAAAACUGCAGUUCACGGGAUGAACAUCUAACAGUUUUUGAUGCCAUAGCUUUAAGUCUUGCACAUUUUUCUUUCCUCUUUUACAAAUCGAGGGCUUUCUGGGAUUUUUCAUAGUUCAUAGUGCUAUUUCUAACACAGGUCAUCACUUUUUAAAGUUUCUGCUAACAGUUUAUCACUUUCCAAAGGGUCUCUGAUCUUAGAACAUGUGUAGGAACCAGUGCUUUGGAGAAAAAACACUCACCUGAUUGAGGGAACUUAUAUUCACGUUUUACUCAUCACUGCUUUAUUUUCUCCAAAGAAACGAGUUGGAUGUGGAAGUCAUUGAUUCAGUCAUAGGUCUGGGUUUAUGUAGGAUUUCUCUGGAAGCGUUACCAAUGUUGAUGGCUUGUGAUCAAAUUAUAAGUAACUGUUACAUUUGUUGUUUCCUUGCACAUUUGGGUUUGGCUCUGCACACUUUCUGAUGGCUUUGUACGACAAGUGCAAACAAAAUAGGUUUAAAAAUUCACAUUGUUGUUUCUAAAACACAGCCACAUUUAUUAGUAGUUUCCUGAUCUGUUACAGAGGGAGAACCAGCAUGAGCAUAGAGCUACUAAAUAAUCUAAAUUAUGAGGAAUGAAACCAUAACGCCAUGCACUGGAAUUGGUUUUAGAUGGUUUCUGUUAGCAGUGUAAAUUCUUGGAAUCAGGAAGUCCUGGAUAAUUACACCAUCAUUUAAGGUUACGUUUGCUCUGUUGGGUAAUCCAUCAGAUGAUCAUACGUCCUCUUUGAACGCAGCUUGUUUGUUUGUUUGGCUGCUGCUAAACAUGCAGUUUUGCAGAAAAAGAGGUGGAUGCUGAUUGGUCAAGCUGCCUUACAUGCCGCAGAUGCAGUACUUUGUGUCUCUUGUUGCUUCUUUGCAGCGCUUUGGGGGUGUUGGUGGCAGUAAUGUCACUCUGGGCUUUCUGUCCCAAUUAAUCCAACACAACAGCCUCAAAGGUAUUGUGCCAGCUGUGUGUGUGUGUGUUGUUUUCAGUCCUAAGUCUUGAUAGUCUUUUGUUUUCGUCUUCUCUGUUUCUGAGCAUUACAUUCCUGAUCGGAAAUAUUGCCUCUCUGUACAUUCUUGGUACCUGUUAUACAAGCAUACUUGGUCAUGUUUUAAGGGCUUCAGAGAAAUCAGACGACCUCUCUCACACAGAUAGGAUUAUUUGGUUCAUGUUUUGGUUUUUUGUAGUGCUUCUGUGGAUGAUCUGUAAUUGUUUUGUACAGCUAGCAUCUAUGCAGUGUAAUAAGAAGCCCUUAAAUGUCUUAAUUCAUCUUGAUAGCUUUAAUGCCUUUCUUUUUUUCUAAUGGUUUACACGUUUGCUGAGUUUGAACGCUGGAGUUAAAAAGCAGUUGCCUGCAUGUAAAAAGUAAUUUCACCGAUUAAAGACGUCACUUGCAGCAGACACAAGAAUGCAUGCAGCAUGGCGGCUUGUGUGAGCUGCUCACUGGGUCGCCAGAGCACCUUUGUGUGAAACAGGUGCUGAAUCAGGAGGCUGGUGGUCUGCUCUUGAUCAAACUGAUUUCAACCGGUGUUAUAAGUUUUGCUUCGUACUUUUUGCAGUUUUGUUCUUUUCACGGCACUGAAGGCCUUAUUUCGACGGUACAUUAAUCCUUACUCGCUUUGAGUAAUACACCAUAAGAUCCUUACGGUAUAAUAACCUUGAGUAAAAAUGCGACAGUUUCGUGGUAUUCACACAGAAAGUUUAAAUAAACAUGUGAAACAUGAUCUAAUUGUUAGUUUAAUCUUACUGUAAAGAAACACACCAUAGAAUCAUAACCAAUCAAUAAAUAGGGUGUGAAUAAUGUGUUCAAAUCUAAAUAACGUAUACAUGGCAUUUGAGGAUUUUUCUGAUAACUUAUUAUCAAAAUGAAUCAAAAUACUGAUACCAUCUUUCAAGAGAAAUAAACUGAAACACUAUAGUUAAGUACAUGGGUACAAAUAGCUUUUUUACGGGUACAAAAUAGGAGGAUGUUGGGACAAAAAGGCAACAGGCCUCGUAGCCAUUUUGUACCCAUGCAACACCAUUUUGUCCUUUCCUCCUUCCUUUUGGAACCAGUAAAAAUACAUUUUGGAGAUUAAAUAAUCAAAAAUUGCAUAAAAUCUACAGUUUAAUUCAAUUAUGAAUUAUUUGAUAUUAUUUAUUGGAGCCAUAAAACCCCAUAACCAUACAGUAGACUGACGAUAUACUAAGUUACUUUAAACCCUGGGUUGUCAGAGCGGGUAAGAAUCGUCCUCCUGGCAGGUAGGAGUUAAUGCGUGGUUGACAUCAGACGUCCCACGGUAUGCGGCAUCAAUUCGUACAAGGAAAAAGUCAGGUAUGAAACGUCCAAAACUGCAGUGGUACGAAACGGCAAAGGAGUAAAAUCAGGGUAGGAACUGGUGAAGCUGACCUGGAGCCAUUUUCAACAAAACACUCAGAUUUUGAGCUUCUGGCCCCAGAUUAGUCCUGACAAAGUUCAAAACAGUGGAAGCUAACCUUGAUGUUCGCGCGGGUGGACCAGGUUGAAGGCUUGUGCCUCUGGACAAUUACUGACAGAGUUAGCAUUACAGACAAAGUUUUGCUCUCAGUUGCAUAAUAUUCCAGUUUUUCCUUCAUUUACACUUUAUUAUGUGCAAUUAUUUAUAAUAGGUCAACAGCAGGAGUAGACUGCAGACUGCAUAGUGCUUGUAGAGUGUUGUAGGACACAGCUUUGUGUGUUUUCAUGGUGUAGCAUAAGCUGGUAAUGGAAAGCAUCAUGCUUGAGCCCUGCAAAGGUUCUACUUGUGUAUGUAGCUUUUCUCAGUCAGUAUUAGGACUAUGAUGCGUAGACAGAACGUUCUGAGUAGGAAUACCGUCACUGGCUUUGCUGAUUGUUUUGGCGCGUCAGUGAGUUACAUUCACAUUUUAUAAGGACAAUCAUAAGGAUGUUUUGUGCUUUUGUAGAUCCAUAAGAUCUAGGGUAAUGACUAUACGAUAUUGAUCGAAAACGCUUAAAGAGACACAUUUAUUAGUUGUAAAGACUCACAUGACAGACAGGUUUGAACUGAAGAUUUGUGGUGAGCUCAAAGGGAACCAAAACCACCCCCUCUUGGCUUGUUGUAAGUGCUGUUGAUGUGGGUAUUCUUGUCGCUUUAUUGCGCAUAAGUUUAUUCUCCGAAUGCUCUCAGGAUUGUAAAAAAUAGCGACUCCAUUGGUAGAGGUAAGGAUAUCAUUUAAAAUGCUAAAACUAACUAAUCUUAGUUGAGAUUGAUUUUUGUUGGUCAGAGCAGGAAGUUGACUGAUGCAUUCCUGGUUUUGUGGCCAUGAUUCAACACAAUUAUAUUUGCCUUUUUCUUAUGACUGUAGAAUUUGUUUUGAUUGUUGGGUUUUAAAUUUAACUGCCUUAUGCUUCCCCUAAAGAUUUACAGUAAAUGUUGCCACCAUUGUUGGGAAUACACUAUAUUUUGCCCUUCAUGUAUGACUCACCAUUUCUCUGAGUUGGGACCCACAUGGAUGGCAAUGUUUGUUAGGGAUGCCCAUGGAGAGGAAAUUUUAGAUAUCAGAAUAAUGCCUUGAUGCCUUUUUGUUGUCUUCCAUAUGGGAGGCUUAUAAUGUAUAUAUUAAUCUGUAUUUAUAAAUAAACUGACAACCACCUGUU
Messenger RNA from Girardinichthys multiradiatus, 4896 nucleotides. It is a transcript of the gene peds1b, whose product is annotated as plasmanylethanolamine desaturase 1. The coding region runs from base 352 to 1179 and encodes 275 amino acids. Gene Ontology annotation, molecular function: oxidoreductase activity. The transcript has 6 exons. Lineage: Eukaryota; Metazoa; Chordata; Actinopteri; Cyprinodontiformes; Goodeidae. The record is from RefSeq and is a predicted model, not a curated record.